Sphaeramia orbicularis (orbiculate cardinalfish) is the source of this 2317-nucleotide messenger RNA. RefSeq names its product zinc finger CCCH-type containing 15 (gene zc3h15). Gene Ontology annotation, biological process: cytoplasmic translation. The record is from RefSeq and is a predicted model, not a curated record. Gene Ontology annotation, cellular component: cytosol. Bases 123 to 1421 code for a protein of 432 amino acids. Gene Ontology annotation, molecular function: mRNA binding; metal ion binding. NCBI's taxonomy places the organism in Eukaryota, Metazoa, Chordata, Actinopteri, Kurtiformes, Apogonidae. The transcript has 11 exons.
AGCGCCGUCGCUGUGCUAGCAACAACUGGGUAAUGUGGAGCUGACUUCCCAGCUGAAACACCUUAUUAAAACACAUUUUACACCGAUACACGCGCUUUGAGUACAGCUAAACCUGAGCCAGCAUGCCUCCAAAGAAGCCCGCCCCGGUCGCGGGAAAUAAAAAAACGCAAGAGAAGAAAAAGGAAAAGAUAAUUGAGGACAAGACCUUUGGCUUGAAAAACAAAAAGGGGGCCAAACAGCAGAAGUUCAUCAAGAAUGUUACUCAGCAGGUCAAAUAUGGACAACAAAGUGCCAGACAGAUUGCCCAGGCCGAGGCAGAUAAGACCAGCAAGAAAAAUGAUAAGAAGAAAGAGAUGGACGAACUUAAUGAGCUGUUUAAACCUGUAGUCACUGCCCAGAAAGUCAGCAAAGGUGUUGACCCAAAGUCGGUGCUGUGUGCAUUCUUUAAGCAGGGCCAAUGCACAAAGGGCGAUAAAUGCAAGUUCAGUCAUGACCUAUCAAUGGAGAGGAAAUGCGAGAAGAAGAACAUGUAUGUGGAUGAAAGAGACGAAGACCUGGAGAAAGACACUAUGGAGAACUGGGACGAGAAGAAACUGGAGGAGGUGGUCAACAAAAAACACGGAGAGGCUGAGAAGAAGAAAGCCAAAACACAAAUUGUGUGUAAGUAUUUCCUGGAGGCCAUUGAGAAUAAUAAGUAUGGCUGGUUCUGGGUGUGUCCAGCGGGGGGCGACACAUGCAUGUACCGGCAUGCUCUGCCACCCGGCUUUGUCCUGAAGAAAGACAAGAAGAAGGAAGAGAAAGAGGACGAGGUCUCGCUGGAGGAGCUGAUAGAGAAUGAGCGUGCAGCUCUGGGCCCAAAUGUGACUCGCAUCACCCUCGAGACUUUCCUGGCUUGGAAGAAGAGGAAAAGGCAGGAGAAGGUGGACAAGGCAAGAGAGGAGAUGGAGAAGAAGAAGGCGGACUUCAAGGCUGGAAAAUCGCUAGUGGUGAGCGGCCGCGAGGUGUUCGAGUUCCGUCCAGAGCUGGUUGACGAUGACGAUGACGAAGCCGAUGACACACGAUAUCAGAAUGAGGAUGAUGAUGAAUAUGAACAUGAGGAAGAGAUUGAUGUCACAGAGAUCCAGGACAUAGAUUUAUCCCGUUUCGUUCCACAAGAGGUUGACAACACAGGCAUUACUGUAGCAUCCACAGACCGUUUCGCCUCCAGAAAUAAGACUGAGCCAACAGAAACAGAGGAGCAGGUGAACGGAGCAUGCGGCGGCACCGAGGCCAACGGACUAUCAGGAGCCGAGGGAGGCGGGGAGGAAGGAGGAGGGGAGGACGACGGGGAAGAGGAAGUGCCGGUGGACGAAAACCUGUUCACAGGAGAAGACCUGGAGGAACUCGACGAAGAACUCAACACACUGGUGCUGGAAGAUUGAGCGGGGGAGUUGUUUGGGAGAUAAGGAUGGACGGACUAAAUGACAAAGGGAUGGACUGACGGAUGCAUGGAGCUAAACAACAGUUUGAUGAAUGAUUGAAAACAAGAUGUUUGAAUGAUUUUAAAUUUCAGAGACUCCAGUAAUAAAGCCUGAUUGUGUCAUGACAUCACUGCCCCCCCCCCCUUUUUCUGAAUUGCCCCUCACUCCAUGUCUCACAUCUCCCAGCAUCCUUGGCUUUCUGUCUGUCAGCUGUCCACAUUUCCACAGCGGGGCAAGUUGGCAUCGGGUUCAGCAGGGACAACUCCACAUGAAUGUUGGUGCAUUUACAUCAGAAGAGAAACAGGCUGCCGUGGUGGUGCACUUUUUGUUGCUCAGUGAGUUUGCUAGUACAGAAAUAAGUUGAAAUUAGGCUCUUUAAAUGUGUUUCUACUUCAGUUAAAAGUUAUGAAAUGAUUUGCAGACAAGGGCUUCACAAUGAAAGCGCUUGAGAAAUUUCAGAUUAUCGAAGGCUGUUGUGCAAAUUGUUUCACGUAGUGGGAAAUGAACAGAAACGAUUCUGUUGUAAGAAACUGAAUCUGUUCUGAGCUUCAGUUGCUCUCCUAUCAAAGUAAACAGGUGUUAGCACUUUCACUAAGUUCCAGUGGAGAUUGCUUCCCCUCAGAAGAUCCUUUAUUUCAUUUAGCUCAAAUUAAAGCCGUGAUCAGCGUUCUAUAUGUAGAAUCCAGUGUACACUUUGAUUGACACGGUCAGGCUGCCCCUUCCACAGUGUUGACAUGUUCUGGAGACCUGAUUAGUGCUACAAUUACAAGGAAACCAAAUGAUCCCGUUGCCAGCCCAGUAUUGUAAAUAAUGCUCUCAUAAGUUGCCUCCUUAAGAAAUAAAGAGUACCAUACGUC